This is a messenger RNA of Botrytis porri, 564 nucleotides long. RefSeq lists its product as uncharacterized. The coding region runs from base 1 to 564 and encodes 187 amino acids. The transcript has 2 exons. The record is from RefSeq and is a predicted model, not a curated record. Lineage: Eukaryota; Fungi; Ascomycota; Leotiomycetes; Helotiales; Sclerotiniaceae. Gene Ontology annotation, molecular function: S-adenosylmethionine-dependent methyltransferase activity; O-methyltransferase activity.
AUGCCACCCUCACAAGGCCGUCGUACCUCACUCACUCCACACCCUGGACGGGCAGCUGUGGAUGAAUACGCAAUGUCCAAACUUCAUUCCACUCAAAAGCCAAAUCAUGAAAUGCUCGCUCACGCUCUUCAAAAAUCCUCAGAAAGUUCGUCUCCCACACAAGCAAAAUUUCUCGCGUUACAAGUGAAAUCUAUGAGAGUUGAACGCGUGCUGGAAGUGGGAACUUUAGGUGAAUAUGCAUCAGUUUGGGUUGCUACUGAAAAUCCAGACUGUAAGAUUACCACGUUGGAAUUCGAUCCCAGGCAUGCAAAGGUAGCCCGCGAAAAUAUUGAGCAUGCUGGAGUAAGUGAUAGAAUUGAGGUUUUGGAAGGGUCUGCAGUGGAUAUAUUACCUGGCUUAUUGAAGGGGAUUGAAGGGGGAAAGCGAGAAAGGUUUGGUUUGACAUUUGUUGAUGCUGAUAAGCGCGAUGAUUGGACGUACUUUGACUAUGGAGUCAAGAUGAGUUAUUCCGGAGCUGCAGUUUUCCUGUGUAAUAUGGCCUGUAGGGGAGAUCUAGUGAGAUAA